Messenger RNA from Acinonyx jubatus (cheetah), 12449 nucleotides. RefSeq names its product homeobox D4 (gene HOXD4). Gene Ontology annotation, molecular function: DNA-binding transcription factor activity, RNA polymerase II-specific; RNA polymerase II cis-regulatory region sequence-specific DNA binding. The coding region runs from base 8485 to 9261 and encodes 258 amino acids. Gene Ontology annotation, cellular component: nucleus. The record is from RefSeq and is a predicted model, not a curated record. The transcript has 4 exons. Gene Ontology annotation, biological process: anterior/posterior pattern specification; embryonic skeletal system morphogenesis; regulation of transcription by RNA polymerase II. NCBI's taxonomy places the organism in Eukaryota, Metazoa, Chordata, Mammalia, Carnivora, Felidae.
CCCACUAUGCAGCUCCUAGAGUCACCUUCUCCACUGCCACCUAUCACUGACACCAACCAGAGCAAGUCUCUUCUUUCUAGUCUCUUGAAAUCUGGGGCAGGAUAGAAAAGCCAAUGGCCAGUGGGAUGUCAGAAGUGUUCCAUUCCCUCUUAAUCGGCUUAUGUUUCAAGAUCUUGGCCUCAGGGCCAUGGCUGAGCCACAGCUCCCAACUUGGGCCACAGCGAUGCCAAGGUAGAUCUUGGAGUGGCCUUAUCCCCCCAGAUUUCCAUCAGCUCUUGCAAUUUUUUUGAGAUUCCUUAUAUCUUUUAAGAAGAGCUAUGUAAGUGCUACUUCAUGCUACAACCCAUGUACACGCACACACCCCUUGUAACCAGGUUCCACCCCCUUAGUCCUGGCUUCCAUGACUUAUACUUACAGAUUUUUCCUAACAGGGCCUCCGAAGCCAUUGGCCAAACUGCUUCUCUUGGCUUAACCAGGAGUUCAUCUGGGUCAGACUUUCUCUCAAAACACACAUGGUCUCUUUAGCUAUCAACCACGUCAGAUGAGGUUUGGCCCAUGGCAUAGGGCAGUGCUGCAUUCCCAGCCACACCCAACCCCUGUGCCAUCUAACCUCCACUCUUGUUUCUCAAAGUACUAAGGUGACCACCCCAGACCCUCCCUUUCUUGGGACCACUGGGGGCUUUGUCGCUCCCGGCUCCAUCAUCAGAGAUCCUGUCUCAGGGCCCAGUCUUUUGGAUCCCAUCUCUCACUAUUGGAGUUUUCUUCUGGGGUCACCUUUUCUUCCCAGAGGACACCAAGCCAGACCUCCAAUGAGAAGACUCCAUUGUAUGGGGUAGGGGUGAGGGUAGUGGGAGAAGUGUUCCUCUUCCAGUGAUAGAAUACAGGGCCAGGAAUAUGGGAUCAUUAUUUCUCUCCUGCUCGGGACUUCCUGCUCAGCCCUUCUCUGGCCCUACCCCCAUCCUGUGUUCCUAAGUGCCAGGCCCGUGUAGUCUCCUUCUUCCAACUGCCCCCCAUCUAGGGAUUUCAUUCAAAGUCCCAUGCCUACCUAUCCUGGUUAUGCAGACACUUAGCUUAAGAGGAGACAGGACACCUAGGUGGCUCAGUCAGUUCAGCAUCUGACUUUGGCUCAGGUCAUGAUCUCAUGGUUCAUGAGUUCAAGCCCCACAUUGGGCUCUGUUCUGAAAGUGCAGAGUCCGCUUCAGAUCCUCUGUACCCCUCUAUCUCUGCCCCUCCCCCACUCAUACACACACACACACACACACACACACACACACACACUCUCUCUCGCUCGCUCGCUCACUCAAAAAUAAACAUUAAAAAAAAAGAGGAGUGCUCAACAAUACCUCUGGGCAAGAGGCCUCUUAAAAGUCAAUGUCAGAAUAUUCUUUCCUGGAGCCACAUAGCAAGGACCGUUAGGGUGGGCAGAGGGUAGACCUCAUUACAUUUGGACUAUAGCUGACACCUGCUGGUGCGCCUUCACUUUCUCCUCCUUCCUGGAAAAGCUGCUCUGGCUUCUAGGUUGGUGGAGUCCUACACGGGACCCUACCUCAUGGGAGCUCUCUGGGCAGGAAUUCCCAGGACUGGCUCUUUCUAGCCAAAUGGGGAGGGGUAGUACCCAGAGUCCCACUUUCCCCCAAAACUAAUUCCUUACAAGUUGUAAAGAAGGCUUCAACCUCUCCUUCCCCACCUCUUCUUCCGUUACCAGCACCAACACCACCAUUGAAACUCCUUGAGAAAACUCCAGCAAACUGGCCCAAGUUAGUAUGUUGUUACCCCUGAUGCUCAGUCUUUUUAUUAGAUCAAGUUUGUUCUUCCCCAUCCCCACUCUCUCAUUCAUUCACAGACACCCGGGACACUGGGGACCCUGGGGCAAGCAAAGACUGUAGGAAGGUGGACACUCUCUCCUUAAUCAUGUUCCUGGCUCCUCUAAGAUUAGAAAGUAAUUGAAGAUGUCUGCCUUAAUGUCUUCCUUUCCUCCUUUUCUGUAUGCAUAGCUAGUUACUUUCCUGUUAUUAUCUAAAUAUACAGAGUAGUCUGUGUCAUUUUAUUAAUCUUCCUGUGUAAGCCGCAGUAAAGACUGCAAGCCCAGUCACCAUCCUUCAUUACCAUUCAUUCAGAAAAUAUCUACUGAGCCCGGACUAGGCGCCCGGCAUUGUUUCAACCACCUCCUCAGCCUGGUCUCCUCCUUAUAUCCCACCCCCCAUGAAAAGCUCAUCACAAUUGCCUGGAAAGUCAUAUAUCCUUUGAUUAAUUCUGUUUUAUUAACCUAAGGAGAAAUAAAGCUUUUCUCAACCUCUCAAAUUCUAAUUAUUUUUUUACAGUGGAUUAACUGGGACUUAUUUUGAAACUGCUCACUUAGUCCUAACAGAAUCAGAAAUCAGUUUUUAAAGGGUCGAUCUUUGCUCAUACUUUAAAGACAGAUGCUACCAACUGUAAAAGAAAAAGGUCGUCCUGAGUGGCUAAUGGGGGAGGGGGGGGAGAAAAAAUGUCCUACGGUAGGUAGGUCGGAGCUAACAGCUCCGGCUUUCCAGCUAAUGAAAGUCAAACCAGGAAAUGGGUUUAGAAAUACACAGCGAAUGGGUAGAAAUUAGGAUGCAAAGAGAUCUUUGUAGAGAGGGGUUUCUUUCAGGGGCUUGGUUGGACUUGCUGAUGAGAGCUUUUGCAACUGAAGUUGACUUAGAAAUCAUAUGUGUGUGGGCUUUACAAACCUACACAUAACACCUAUGCUUUUUAAACCAGAAUAGUCAAAAACACAUGUAUUUUCACACUGUUUGGUGGAAACUCUGGCGGGCUAUGGAAGGGUGCUGGGGUCACUUCUCGUUUUAUUUACCCCCCUUGGUAGGAGCUGGGGGCAUCUUUCCCACCCCCACCUUGCCCAGCACAGAAUGUCACAUCCUCCUGGAGAGCAGCGCUCAGGCCCAAGCUCCUUUUCUGGGCUUUCUCAGCAGGAAAGCGCACUCCCUCCUCCUCUCUUAGGCUCUCCCUCCAGUGGGAGUGGCGGCGUGGGGGUGUAGCUUUGUGCUCAGGUUUGGGCUCAGGGACUCGAGCCCUGUGGGAGUAGGGACAUCUGACUUCCUGGGCUUGGGUUCCUUGAGAGCCUCAUUUGCUUCCUCACACCCUGUCCCCUUCACACCAGGGCUGUUUUAUUGUUUUAUAACCUUCUUUAGAGCUUCAGUUGCCAAAGAUUCCGAUGGGGCUAUUCUCCAGUUUCUCACUUUACCAAACCCCAAGUCUUGCUGUUUUAAGCAGUUUGGUCACUUGCAAAGGCUCCCCUUUCAGAUCUAAGCAAAUUAUAGAAACCUCUAGGCAUGUGGCUACCUUCACCUUUCUCACUGAGUCCAUCCACAACAAUACAGAUCCAAGUGUUAACUCCAACUGCCCCCCACAAGCCCACCCAGCCUCUCCCUCACCACCCUUUUUCUGUUGAAGUUUGAACAAAAUCUCAAAUAACUUCUGGUAUAAACAAGUAAGAGGUAACCUUUGAUUUUCCUCUUUAUUUACCACAUCUAGAGCUAGAAAAUGAUUGAAAUAAAGGAGCUGAUGGUACUCACAGUGAAUGCAGCCAAAGAAUCAUAAGACAUGCCCACCAACCAGUCUUUUCGAAAUAGCCCUAUCUCCCAACUUAAAGAGACUUCUCUGAAAAGAUGCUAUUUGAAAAGCCCAGGGUAUUGAUAUGAAUAUGACCCCCCUUGCAUCCUGAAUAUUUGGAACUAUUUAAGUGUGAGAGAACAGUUUCAGUGAACCUUUAUUUAGUGAAUAAAAGUUUAAAGCCGAGGGUUAUUUAUGGUUGUGCAGAGAUGAGACCUGAGUGGCUAUUUACGAGCACGUGAUUCCAAUAAACUUUGUUUUAUGGCUUGAGAGUUGACAAGCCAAAAUAUAAUUCCCACCAUAAAUUAGGUUAAGAGCAUACAAGUGCAGAUGCUUGGUUCUUGGAGCAGCGAUAGGGAAGUGAGAGGCUCCAGCUAGCGCCAGGCUCAGAAGGAGACAGUUUGACUCCCAGUUCCCCUGCCCACUGGGAGAAAAAAACAGUAAGUCACUUACUACUUUUUCCAGGACAACUCCAGGGGUGGGAGAUUUCUCUGCCUUGUCUUUUCUGCCUGGGGUGAGGAGAAGUCCCAUCGAAAUUACUGUUCAUUUUAGCCUAAACCUAAAUUAACAAAUAGAAUGGGACUCCUGGGCUCUUCCCCUCCCUUCGGGACAUAGAAAGUUAGGAACUGAGGGCUCCUACCUCACAAAAGGGACUUACUGUCUCUCUCUUCCUCAUAAUGGAGCAUCUGCUUCAGACGGGAAUGAAACUGUGGUAGUCUAGGUGGAGAGAGUGGCGGGGGGAGGGAGAGAGAGAGAAAGGAUAAGGAUGGAGAUGGCUUUGCCUCUGAGACUUCUCAGGGAAGACUGCCAUCAUAGAAGGGAUGAAAACUUAAAGCUGGACACCAGCCCCUGUGAGGAUCACCGCUUUGCUUUGUGGGCUCUCCAGAAGCAAUACUGACAAAAUACUGCCCGGUCCAUAGAGCUGCAUAACAAUCUAAAGCAUUGCCAUUUACCUUCAAACCCAUCGAUUUUCCUCCUCCUUCGUUAUCAUUUGAAUCCUCAUUUCCCUUGGAAAUUGCUCUUUGUUUUGAAUUGGAGCAGGAGUGGGAAGGCAAGUCCCAGUCAUGCCUGGUCCUUCUUUGGGAAGGAGAAGACAGGUUUGGGGGGCGCUAGUUGGGGCUGAGGAAUUUGAAACUAAUCUGAAACUGGCAAAAGGGGUUGAAUUGCUCCCAGCGCGAGGCAGACAGGGCGCUGGGGCAGGGGACAGAUGCAGCGGCUGCCCCCUCCCCAGUGGACUUGCGCCCACCCGGCUGAUUGUGCAGAAGGAAAAACACAAAGGCCCAUUUUCUCCUCGCUUCCCGUUUUCCCACUGGGGAAACCCUGUUACAGGCAGCCCCAGUCUGGCCAAGCAACCAGUAAGGUUUUGCCCAAGGGUGCAUGGAGUGGGGGAGGUGUUGGGGACCAUACUCUGCUACUCCCCGGGUCUGCCCUUGAGGACUGCGGUCUCCCGCUCCGCUCCGCGGAGAACUUGGCGCAGUUCCUGGGGGCGGCACCCGAAGCAGGGAGGUCUGGGUAUUGGUGGGGUGUCUGGGCCUUGUCAUUUUUCUGUGUAUCCUCUACCUCUGCUUCAUUAUCCUGUGGAAUUUAAGUGACCCCCGUUUUCAUUGCAACAGGUUCGGGACCAUGAGAGGCUGCGGCUACGAAGGAAAGCAAGAAAAACGUAACCCUCUACGGCUCCGGGUGUGUGCAGUUGGCCCGCUUCCGGGAAGGAAGGGCUGCGAAUUCUGAGCUGUAAGUGGAAAUCCCUCCUCGCCCCUCCCCCGGCCACAGCUCCAGACGUUUGGGCUGUGGGCUGGGGACACGGGCUGAGCAAGGAGGGAGAGAUACGAAGCUUCUGGUUCACUUCUGUUUCUCUGUAACUGCAAUUCGAGAAUUUUCGCGCCAGAGCCGCUAGUGUUGCAAGCAAACGUGGUUUUGGUGGUGGUAGUGGUGGUAGAGUUGCGGUGGGGGCAGAGAUUCUUGGGGUCCUGGGCUCAGAACUUUGGAUCUUUCUGAGUUGCAUGUGCCGCGGAAGACAGGUACAUUUCUGAGGAGGCCUGUGGGGUCUCCAGGAAGACUAUCCCAUUUAAGUUGAUGGUAGUGGCGGGAGAACCGAGGAAAAGAUAGUGACCCUUCCCUUACUGCAAAAUGGAGAUGACUUUAUUUUAAUGGGAGAUGGGAUGAAGGAAGGCGGUAGGAGCCAGGCACCCAUCCUCUCUGGUGAGACACCCUCUCUUCAGGGUGGAAGAAACUGGUGCUUGGCUCUGGGCCAGGUUUCUUUGCCUUCCAGGAUGGGCAGCCUAGUUGAGUUCCCGGGGGCUGUGUUCACCCCCAGGAGUGGAGAUACCACCCAGUUCAUAAUUCCUCUCUAUUAAUCAGGCUGGCUUAAGUGACACCGACUCUGGGCUCCAGGCUGGAAAAUCUGGUGUCCCCAGGACACCCCGGUUUUGCCCCCUUCCUGCUGCUGCCCCUGCUCUGGGUGCUUAUCUCUGCCAGGGCUCUUCGCUUGCAAACCCAUUCGGCACCCUGUAGCUGAACACAGCACAAAAAGCCCGAGAGAUCAAAAGCAUUUGUAUGGGCAGUUGAGCGGGAGGUGAAUAUUUAACGCUUUUGUUCAUCAAUAACUCGUUGGCUUUGACCUGUCUGAACAAGUGGAGCAAUAAGGUGAAAUGCAGGUCACAGCGUCUAACAAAUAUGAAAAUGUGUACCCUCACCCGGGUCCCCACCCGGCCCAGCAGGCUCCCCCAAUUUGUCUGGAUAAAGCCUAGGCCCAGUGUCCCCAGGCAGGUGGGUAUGUGGGAGCACUCGGCAUUAAGGGAAGUUGGGGGGAACCACCCCCUUCAACAAGGAAAUUUGGCUUGGGGCAGCCUCAGACUCUGGUUAGAAUUGGCACCCAGGAAAUCCCUACAAAAUAGCCACAGCACUGGAACCAAAGGAUGGGGGGUGGGGUGGGGAGCAUGCAAAGUGCAGAGUAGAAGCAGGCAGCCAAUUUUGCCAGGCUGAGAGGCAGAAAGGCGUUUCUCUGCUCUACCCCACCAGAUGAAGGCUGAGGCUGAAACUAAUUUUUGAAUCACAAGGAGGAAAUUAAAACAAUCAAAACAAUUUUUUUCUAGCACCUCUGGCCUAUGCUCACAGAUCCAAAAGCCGGACUUGAGCCCGGGGCAUCCUUCUGCCCCUGAAAUCCAUCCCGGCCCUGAGUGAGUCUGUGUUCUUGGUGCCCUAAACCAAGGGGUGAGCCCUAGACAGCGCUGAGGCACUGGGGCGGGCGGGUGCAACUCAUGAACUUUUGUACUCUUGUGUGCUGCUGUCGGCAAAGCAAAAAUAAUGAAACUUUGUGAUAUGUUUGUAAAUGAUUUCGAAUGACCCCUCGCCCUGCCCUUCACCAUUAGCACGCCGACCCCAGCCCAGGGCAGCUUGGUGCCUGCAAGCAGUGCCUGCCGCAGGGUCUGCAGCUCAGGACGGAGAGGCCAGCCCGGCACAGGGCCCAGGAAGAAGAGUGUCCUGUCUCCUUGGCUGCUCGGUAACUCUGGCCCUGGUGCAAGGAUGGGGAACUCGUUGCUGCAAAUUGUCACCGAGCUCUUCAAGCUACCUGAACCCUCUCUGAAAGUGCGAGUGGCUGCGUCGGGCCGGUGAUGGCUCCGAGGAAGAGGCCGGGGCUGGCAGCGGUCUGGGUACCCACUCUAGGUGAAACCCGGAGGUAGUAACGUUGUCUAUAUAUACCCUGUAGAACCGAAUUUGUGUGGUAUCCACAUAGUCACAGAUUCGAUUCUAGGGGAAUAUAUGGUCGAUGCAAAAACUUCAUGUUUCUCCGAAAUAGCCAUAGUCGGAAGCUGAGGCCAGAGGCAGCCGGGUGCGGGUCAGUUUCCUUUCUGUUUUAUUACCUUAGACUCCAGGAAGAUGGACUGAGCCUGGUGACACAGGGGGAGCCUUUUCCCUGAAGCCCCUCACGUUUAAGCAGAGGUCCCCGUGUAAACCCUUAAUUGGUUGCAUGAAUGCAGGGCCAAAGGGCUAGCUUUUGGGGAACUGGGGAGCAAGGUGGAAAGCCAGGUACCCCCAGCCCCAACUCUGCCCUCAAGGAGCAUGAAGUGAGGUCAGAGGGUGUCCAGUGAGGAGGCUCACAGGUCGUUGACUGCCACGUGGGAAAAGGGAGUGCAGGGUCCUUUGGAGCCUAUCUGGGUGAGGUGGGGGUACCAUCAUCACCUUCCAGGCCCACCCCUCAGCUGUAUGAGCUGGGUGGAGGGCGGUCUUGCCAUACCUGUAAGACCGACUUUGGCUAAAAGCACUCCAUCCUGGGCACUCACAGCAAGCUUGGCAGUUACUCAUCGCCUGAUUUGAUUCGGGCCCGCCAGACUGUUGUAACUUUUGGGUGACCCUGAGGAAGACAAAGCCGGGACUCGGCCUUUGUAUGGCAGAGUCCCCGUUCCCGCGGGCGGGAGCCCUGCCUGCCUGGGGUACUCUGCCCAACUCAGAGGCUGCCUCACCCACCGGCCUUUUGGCAUUCUGCAGCCUGACAGAGUUGGGGUUUCAUUCCCCCUUGAACUGUACCCAUUUUGGGGGGCUGUAUUUCAGCAGGGGUGAGUGGAGAGGACACUGGAGGUUAACAAAGUCAGUGGCAGACAAAAGCUGGGAUUACCUGCCAGGAAUGAGGGUGCGGGGAAUUGGAGAACUACACUAACAUCUGGUGGGGGCCCUCAAAUGUGCCAUGGUGAGUCACUUGAUUACACGUAUGUUAUUUAGUUAAAUUUGUGAAAAUUAUGAGAUGCUUACCAACCCGGUGAUAAACUCGCUUCCUCGCUAUUGGCUGGCUUGGUCACAUGGCCGCCAACUUUAUUCAGUUGACAGCAAGUAGGAGGGCCCUAUGGAAGGAGAAAAAAAGACAACACGAGAAAAAUUAGUAUUUUCUACCUUCUGAAAUUAAUGGCCAUGAGUUCGUAUAUGGUGAACUCCAAGUAUGUGGACCCCAAGUUCCCUCCGUGCGAAGAAUAUUUGCAGGGCAGCUACCUAGGCGAGCAGGGCGCCGACUACUACAGCGGAGGCGUGCAGGGUGCAGACUUCCAGCCCCCGGGGCUCUACCCACGGCCCGACUUCGGUGAGCAGACCUUCGGAGGCGGCGGGCCCGGGCCCGGCUCGGCGCUACCCACUCGGGGUCACGGGCAAGAACCCGGCGGCCCCGGUGGCCACUACGGAGCCCCAGGAGAGCCGUGCCCCGCGCCCCCGGCGCCGCCGCCCGCGCCUCUGCCCAGCGCCAGGGCCUGCAGCCAGCCGGGCGGCCCCAAGCAGCCGCCCCCCGGGACGGCACUCAAGCAGCCCGCGGUGGUCUACCCAUGGAUGAAGAAGGUGCACGUGAAUUCGGUGAACCCCAACUACACUGGCGGGGAGCCCAAGCGGUCUCGGACGGCCUACACCCGGCAGCAAGUCCUAGAACUGGAAAAAGAAUUUCAUUUUAACAGGUAUCUGACCCGGCGCCGUCGGAUUGAAAUUGCUCACACCCUGUGUCUCUCUGAGCGCCAGAUCAAGAUCUGGUUCCAGAACCGGAGGAUGAAGUGGAAAAAAGACCACAAGCUGCCCAACACCAAAGGCAGGUCCUCGUCCUCGUCCUCCUCUUCCUCCUCCUCCUGCUCCUCCUCAGCUGCCCCAGGCCAGCAUUUGCAGCAGCUGGCCAAGGACCACCACACGGACCUGACGACCUUGUAGAAGUGGGGACCCUGGGCCUAUUCCUCCCUGCGCUCCCGGCUGAGCCGAAGCUGCGGGGGCAGGCCAGGCUUGCUGUCACCUCCCUGGGCUCUAAGGUACUGUGGGGUGGACCUGGGAUACGCAGGCCGCCCUCGGACUAGGUUAGCAUCCUGCCCGAGGGCAGCCCCCUCCCUGAAGCGGGAUGGGGGUGGGAGGGGGGCGGGAUUCUCUAAGUAUAUUAUCAUAUGGCAGGAGCUACUGAGAACAUAAACCUUGGCGAGUCAUUAAACUUAUGAAAAUCUCUGCUGUUGGAUUUUGGAUUUGCAAAUGAAGGUUGGAUGCUUUAUCCCAGUGUGAAUUUGAACAUCCUCCCCCACCCCACCCCUCCAGGGAUCUUGGUGGCUUAAUAAAGUGGGGGAGUUGAGGCAGCAGGUUGGCCAUCCCUGUGCUAGGUGCUUUCAGUGGAAACAGGAAAGCUGGGCCAGGAUUUCUGAACUUUCUGGGUUAUCUGUAUAAUUUCCGGUGUGAAAAAAAUAUUUUGCUCCCGGUGGCCCCAUGCCCAAAGAAAUGAGUCUAAGAAGGAAGUGGAAAUGGGUUGGGUUAUUUUAUGUUUAGAUUAUAUUUGCUUAAAUAUUUAUUUGUUGGGGGAUGGGGGACAGAAAUAACUGACAUCUUAAUGCCAAAAAUCUUAAGAAGGUGAAAGGGGCUGAGUUUCAGGGAGAAGAAUCAGAGAUGUGUGGACUAACUUCUGGCUCUAACCGGCAUUUUGAACUCCACCCCUCCCCACUCCCCGGAAAUGUGUGUAGGGGGCCCUUAACCCUUUUAGAGGGAAGCAAAGGGUCCACUCAAAGUUGAGUUCUUGAAAAUAUAUUUCCACAUGUGCUUUUUUCAGCACUGUGCUUACAACUAGUUCUGGGUGAUUAAAGGAAAGGGAAAAGAGAAAGAAACAAAUGGUCCAACAUUUUCCUUCUGGGGAAAGAAAACAACACCUCUAUGUUCUGGGUCAUUAGAUAGUGACUGAAUUUUCUAUUCCAACUGGAUUCCAAAUGCUGGAUUCCAAAUAACCCAUGUAGCAGUAUUUUAUAGGAAUUGGUGUACGGCCUAUAUGGGAGAGGGGGUGUGUGGUGGGGAGAAAGUGGGAAGGUGGGGAAAUCUUGCUGUAAAAAAGAAAGAGAACACUAAUUGAAUCUAGAAGCCCACAAAAGUUGGUCUUAGGGUUUUUUUCCCUGAAGUUUUUUUAUUUUUUAAACAAGUGUAAGGAAGUUUUUCUCAACCCAUUGAUUAGAAGCAGAGAUUGUAAAAGUAUAAAAGUUUUAGGCCCUCCUCCUUGCCUUAAGAAUAGUGGUUUCAUAACAAUCACUCUCAAACAACAGAGGAGUGAUGUUCUUUAGUCAUUUUUCUUAUGCCUUGCCUGAGGAUUCAAGGCUCAUUUUUCUAAAAUGCUGACCCUUAAGGCUAAGGGGUGUGUGGGGGGGGGGGGGGGAAGAGUCAAAGGGAAUGGCCAGAGUUCAUAUACUCAAAUGAAACAGACUUUGGAAGUUUAAACCCCAAAGCUGUGGGCUCCAAAAAGAAACCCCUGGUUGUAGCUACCAAAAAGUGACAAAAGAGGGGAGGGAAAAAGGAUGAGCUUGAAAGAGAGAUUAAGAAUUGGAGCUAUUUUUUUUUUCAGUGCUUCAGAAUGCUUUAUAAAGUUCAGAGAUAAUUUUUUAAAUAUAUUUAAGUGGAGGGAGAAAAAAAAAGACUUUUUCUGCACGCAUGUUCUUUGGUGUCUCCUGAGAGCCGAGAGCAGGUAUUCACUGGAGUCCCUAGGCUGAAAUUCCACUUCUCUAAAGUAUCUUCCAAGCCUUGGUCUUUUGUAUUAGACCCUGGGGACAGCUCUUUGUUCCUCCUUGGGGUGAGCCUGGCUCUCAGACUUGCACAUGGCAAUACUUGAAUAUCGCCACGUCGGGAUAUUAAAGAUGGAUAUUCCUGCAUUAUUCGCAUCAUUGUUUCUAUGACAAAAAGCAAAGAGUUCAUACAUAGUCAAGACGUCUUUUUUCUGACGCCCUCACGUUGAGAAGCUGAAAAGGUAUUUUACUGAAGUUCGGCUAAAUUACAGAAUCAGGUUCAUCCAGAGGACAAAUUUUCUAUUCGAUUAGCUGUAUUUCAGCCGGGAGGACUGACCUCUAAACCCUUAACCUUUUGGACUCUAACUACCCUUCUCUUCUUUUUUUCCCCCUCUAAUGGGGAGAGCAGUCUUUGGAUGUAGCAUUUGAAAAGAGCCGCUAUCGUUAGAGGCAAGUUGGAAAGUUGCUAAGAUUCUUUCCUAAAGCCCAAAUCUGUGAAUAUAUUGAACCUUCUCCUUGGGAGGGGGGAAAAGUAUAUAUUUUCACGACACCCAACUACAUAUAUAUUAUAAAGAUUAUUAUAUAGAUUUCCCCAUUCCCAGAAGUUCAGGUUAUCUACCCCAGCUUCAGACCAAAUGCCAAAACUGCUUCACUGACUUCACCCAUGUCCCAGAGGAAAGCCAAGAGGCAUGUUUUGAUGAAGAAAACCCACCUUCUUCUCAAACAUAGCUUCACUACUUUGAAAAGUAACUUAAUCAGAGAAACAACUUCUUUGUUUAUAAGUCUCAGUUCUCAGUUUCCAGGGAUUGUCUUUUGAAAUGUUAAUGGAGCUUGGAUGGCCCAGGGGGCAGUCCUCAACCCUGUGGUCCCAAUCGUACCCCAGCGUCCGUUUGGGCCCACAGGAGUGGGGCAGGGGAGAGGCAGCAGCACCCCCCCCCCCCUUCUCAAAACCACCUAGGGCAGGGAAGGAAAUGAGUUUCCAUCUGGGAACACACUCUGGAGAAACCUAGAUGUGGAAAGGCUCAGUGCCCAUUUGCUUUCAUUUGUUUCCAGUUUGUUCCCCCAAAUAUGAGCCAGAAGUGUUUGUUUUGGUGUUGUUUUUUUUUUAAGCUGUGUUGGGGUCGUGACUGGGGAGGAGUGAAGUGUUUACUGAGGACAUUGCUCCUCAGACUCCCAUCUCACUUUGUCCAUUGCAGCCUUUUGUUGGGAGAUGACAUUGUCUGUCAGCCCCAUGGUGUCUGUUCACACAGGAUGCUUUUUUAAUAGAAUUGACCAAUGUUCUGCUGCCACUGAUUAAAGUAUUAUUUAUACUAAUUGUUGCCUGUAGUUUUGAUGUAAUUCAUUGAUCUAUAUUUGAAAUAAUAAAAGGUGUAGCGAAACUUC